AUGGUUGUCCUUGGUGCCUCAAGGGUGGGCAAAAGUUCCAUUAUCUCACGGUUUCUUAAUGGAAGAUUUGAAGAGCAGUAUACCCCUACCAUUGAAGAUUUUCAUCGCAAGUUAUAUAAUAUAAAGGGAGAAAUGUAUCAACUGGAUAUUUUAGAUACAUCUGGAAACCACCCAUUUCCAGCUAUGAGAAGGCUUUCUAUACUAACAGGUAAAAAUGUGCAUUGUCAUGGUUUCGAGUGUACUGUAUUAAAAGUAAUGUGCUAUUUUCUAGUGUAUAUUGCGGUAAGCACUUGUUAUCUUCCUUUGCAAGAUCUGCCUGAUGUCAUUGCUUCUAAUUGUAGUGGUCAUCUCACACUUGUGAUAUGUUGCGCUGUGUAA
Messenger RNA from Staurois parvus, 378 nucleotides. NCBI's taxonomy places the organism in Eukaryota, Metazoa, Chordata, Amphibia, Anura, Ranidae. The record is from the annotation of a GenBank genome assembly.